This is a messenger RNA of Pseudopodoces humilis (Tibetan ground-tit), 5960 nucleotides long. It is a transcript of the gene SALL3, whose product is annotated as spalt like transcription factor 3. Gene Ontology annotation, molecular function: RNA polymerase II cis-regulatory region sequence-specific DNA binding; DNA-binding transcription factor activity, RNA polymerase II-specific. The record is from RefSeq and is a predicted model, not a curated record. Gene Ontology annotation, biological process: regulation of transcription by RNA polymerase II. NCBI's taxonomy places the organism in Eukaryota, Metazoa, Chordata, Aves, Passeriformes, Paridae. Gene Ontology annotation, cellular component: nucleus.
AUGUCUCGUCGAAAGCAAGCGAAACCCCAGCAUCUCAAAUCGGACGAAGAGCUGCAAGCAGAGGUAGUUUCUGAGCACGCAGUCCCGGGAGAAGGAGCAGACGAUGGUGAUAGCGGGAACGAGAGCAGGAGCGGAAGUGAAGAAACCAAUGUCUGUGAGAAAUGCUGCGCCGAGUUCUUCAAGUGGACGGACUUCCUGGAGCACAAGAAGAGCUGCACUAAAAACCCCCUGGUGCUGAUUGUCAAUGAAGAUGAGCCAGCUCCACCUCCCGCUGAGGAAUUCCCUGAGCCCUCCCCCGCAAGCUCUCCCAGUGACCAGGCAGAGAGUGAAGCUGCUGAAGAAGGCGUCCAGGCAGAAAACAAUGACAGCUCUGAGGUAAAAAACACGGAAAAAGAAGAAGAGCCAAUGGAGGUAGAAACUUCUGCAGAGAAAAGUUUCCAGACUCAAGGCACCUCAAGCACAGCUACUCCUCUACCUCAGAUCCCUGAACCAUCUUCCAUGACAAGCUAUAACAUGCCAAACACCAAUGUCACACUAGAGACUCUGCUGAGCACUAAAGUGGCAGUCGCGCAGUUCUCGCAGAGUGCACGGGCCACCGCUUCUGCGAGCAUCAGCAGCGGGGUGACGGCUGUGGCCAUCCCCAUGAUUCUGGAGCAGCUCAUGGCCCUGCAGCAGCAGCAGAUUCACCAGCUCCAGCUGAUCGAGCAGAUCCGCAGUCAGGUGGCAAUGAUGAACCGCCAACCCCUGCGACCAUCCCUCAACCAGAUCGUGGCUGCCCAGGGUGGUCCUGGGCAGGCCUCCAACCAGCUGCAGGGGUUUGCCGCCAGCGCCGCCGUCCAGCUCACUGCAGUCAUUCCUUCAGCCAUUGUGGGGCAGGCCACCAGUGGUCAGCCCACUGCCUUUGAUGGCUCCCAGCACAUCUCGAGACCUACAUCUGGAGCAAGUACACCCAGUAUAUCUGGCGGUGGCUCUUCUGCCCUGCCUGAAUCGGGUGUACCUUCCUCCUCGAAUGCAAUUACGUCCAUAACUCCCAUUUCUGUGUCAAAUGCUCCUAACAGUGCUUCGCAGCCCCAGAAUGCUUCGACUCCACCUUCAAUAGGACAUGGAAGCCUCACCUCAGUAUCCAGCCUGCCAAACCCACUUCUACCUCAGACUUCAUCAAAUAGCGUAAUAUUCCCCAAUCCGCUGGUUAGCAUUGCCGCAACUGCUAAUGCGCUCGAUCCUUUGUCUGCCCUUAUGAAGCACCGCAAAGGAAAGCCACCAAAUGUGUCAGUGUUUGAACCCAAGUCAAGCUCCGAGGAUCCCUUUUUUAAACAUAAAUGCCGAUUUUGUGCCAAGGUCUUUGGAAGUGACAGUGCUUUACAAAUUCACCUCCGCUCGCAUACAGGCGAAAGACCUUUUAAGUGUAACAUAUGCGGAAACCGCUUUUCCACAAAGGGCAACCUGAAAGUUCAUUUUCAGAGGCAUAAAGAGAAAUACCCUCAUAUUCAGAUGAACCCUUAUCCUGUUCCAGAAUACCUCGAUAAUGUUCCCACCUGCUCUGGAAUCCCGUAUGGGAUGUCGCUGCCCCCCGAAAAGCCGGUAACAACAUGGUUAGACAGUAAACCUGUUUUACCAACUGUCCCGACUUCCAUUGGGCUCCAGCUGCCCCCCACUAUACCUGGUGUGAACAGUUACGGAGACUCUCCAAGUAUCACUCCUAUGAGCAGAUCACCCCAGAGGCCUUCUCCCGCCUCCAGUGAAUGCACUUCUCUAUCCCCGAGCCUCAACACUUCUGAGUCAGGCGUUCCUGCAUCUGCUGAAUCCCCGCAGCCCGUUCAGAGUGGCUCAUCUCUGACCAAGGCAGAAUCUGUCACUCUGCCUCCCACGAGCACACGGCUCGGGGACCUUUCUGCAGGUGGGCAAGUUUCUGCAGCUUCCACAUCUUCAAUUCCUACGGUGGUUACAGAAAGCAGUGCUGCAACAAGCCUCCCAAACCCUGUGCUUCCAGCAGUGUCUGACCAGUUUAAGGCAAAAUUUCCAUUUGGUGGUCUGCUAGACUCUAUGCAAACAUCAGAAACCUCAAAACUACAACAGCUAGUGGAGAACAUUGAUAAGAAGAUGACAGAUCCAAAUCAAUGCGUCAUUUGUCACCGUGUGCUUAGUUGUCAGAGCGCUCUCAAGAUGCAUUACAGAACACAUACAGGAGAAAGACCAUUUAAAUGCAAAAUUUGUGGACGUGCCUUUACUACAAAAGGCAAUCUAAAAACACAUUUUGGAGUUCAUCGAGCAAAGCCACCACUUAGAGUACAGCACUCGUGUCCCAUUUGUCAGAAGAAAUUUACAAACGCGGUUGUUCUUCAGCAGCACAUUCGUAUGCAUAUGGGUGGGCAAAUUCCAAACACGCCACUACCAGAGGGCUUCCAGGAUGCCAUGGACUCAGAGCUUUCCUAUGAUGAGAAGAAUGUUGACACACUGAGCAACUUUGAUGAUGACAUUGAUGAAAACUCUAUGGAAGAGGACCCGGAACUAAAGGACACGGCAAGUGAUUCAUCCAAACCCCUUAUCUCUUACUCUGGGUCAUGUCCUUCUUCACCACCUUCUGUGAUCUCCAGUAUUGCUGCUUUGGAGAAUCAAAUGAAAAUGAUUGAUUCUGUCAUGAACUGUCAGCAGCUGACCAGUUUAAAAUCCAUAGAAAAUGGAUCAGGGGAAAGUGACCAUUUGAGCAAUGACUCCUCAUCAGCCGUUGGUGAUCUUGAAAGCCAGAGUGCAGGCAGCCCUGCAAUGUCAGAGUCUUCUUCUUCCAUGCAAGCUUUGUCUCCUGUGAAUAGCAACAGUGAAAGUUUCAGAUCAAAGUCCCCCGGUCUCAGUAACCAGGAAGAGCCACAAGAAAUACAAUUAAAGACAGAAAAACCGGACAGUCCGCCACCCACAGCUGAAAAUGGAGGCGCAUUAGAUCUGACAUCCACCAACCCAGGAAGACCGGUCAUCAAAGAGGAGGCUCCUUUUAGUCUGCUGUUCCUGAACAGAGAACGUGGUAAGUUUAAAAGUACUGUUUGUAAUAUCUGUGGCAAGCCUUUUGCUUGUAAGAGUGCAUUGGAAAUUCACUACCGCAGCCAUACUAAAGAACGUCCAUUUGUUUGUACAGUCUGCAGUCGUGGGUGUUCCACUAUGGGUAAUUUAAAACAGCACUUACUGACGCACAAAUUAAAAGAGCUGCCUUCUCAGUUAUUUGAACCCAACUUUACUCUAGGUCCCAGCCAAAGUACUCCUAGCCUGGUCACCAGUACAGCACCCACCAUGAUCAAAAUGGAAGUGAAUGGUCACAGCAAGCCGAUCUCUUUGGGUGAGGUUCCCUCGCUUCCAGCUGGAAUCCAGGUUCCUGCUGCACCACAGACAGUGAUGAGUCCGGGGAUCACCCCUAUGCUGGCACCCCCCCCUCGCCGGACUCCCAAGCAGCACAACUGUCAGUCGUGCGGGAAGACCUUCUCCUCAGCAAGUGCACUGCAGAUACACGAGCGCACCCAUACCGGUGAAAAACCGUUUGGUUGCACAAUCUGUGGUAGAGCUUUUACCACAAAGGGGAAUCUUAAGGUUCACAUGGGAACUCACAUGUGGAAUAACGCCCCUGCACGCCGUGGCCGACGCCUCUCCGUGGAAAACCCCAUGGCUUUGCUCGGUGGCGAUGCUCUCAAGUUCUCCGAGAUGUUCCAGAAGGAUUUGGCAGCUCGGGCCAUGAAUGUUGACCCCAAUUUUUGGAACCAAUAUGCUGCAGCUAUCACUAAUGGACUUGCUAUGAAGAACAAUGAGAUUUCUGUCAUACAGAACGGAGGCAUUCCUCAGCUCCCAGUAAGUCUAGGCGGAGGCGCCAUCCCGCCUCUAAGUAACCUUACCGGUGGCAUGGACAAAGCUCGCACAGGCAGCAGCCCUCCCAUUGUCAGUCUGGACAAAGCAAGUUCUGAAACGGGAGCCAGUCGUCCAUUCACCAGAUUUAUUGAGGAUAAUAAAGAGAUUGGCAUAAAUUAAAAGCAUUCAUUCCGAAUAACUGUUGGACCUCUACUCGACACAACACUUGUCCUGUUCCAUGUACAGCUUUUGAAGCUAAGCAUUAGUUUCCUGACCUAAAUGCAUAGGUUCCCUUUAAAGUUUUACCCAUAGCAGAAAUACGUAACUUUGUGGCUGCUGAAAAGUUGUCUUGCAAGAUCUGCAUGGUACUUCUUUCAACAGUGAGUUUGACUGUUACUGAGAACUUUGACACCUUUUAAUUUAACAGAAAACAAACCAGUCAUGGGAUAACUUCAUUAGAAACAGAAAGAGGCUAGUCUACAUUCACUUUGCUUCUUACAAAACUUACUAUCACCUGAGAAAGGGGGGCUUCAUUAUGGCAUUCUGUCACACUUAUUUGCUGGUUUUGUUCAAAUUAGUUAGCAACUUGGACAAUGUUUUUAGGAAUCUUAAUCUUAAAUAAGUGAUUUAGUACCCCAAUGCUGUGUAUUAUUACAGUAUCCUUGUCUGUAGUAUUUAUAAUGUUAAGACUAUGCGGGUAACAGACAAUAUACUAGCCCCAAACUUAAAUGAAGCUUUUGUACUGCAAAAUACAUCUGGCUAUGUGAUUUUUCUUUUUUCUUUUCCCUUUUUUUUUUUUUUUUAAAGCAAGUUUUGUUUUACUAUGAAUAAGUGGUUCCUUUCAAUGCAGGCAAAAUUGUGAAGUUUUAUUGGGAAAGAUAGCAUGCUUUUCAUGUGCAAGUACCUGUCAGUAACAAAACUUUUUUUAUUUAAAUAUUUGUAGCUGCUAUGUGGACAGUUGUUCUAUUAAAUGAAAAAAAAAAAAAUGUAGUGUGAAUUUUAGCUCAAUGAUUGGAAAACAAGUUACAGACAAACCUUAGCACCAUAUAUUAUUCACAACAUUAUAAACAGUUGUGAGUAAAUAUUCCGUGUUAUCAAAGCUGUACAAUAAAAAGGUAAUGUUUGUAUAAUGUGGUUGCAAACUCUUAAUUUAUACUAUUGCACUUUUAGUAUUUUGUAUUAGGGAGGUUUGUCUAUAAUUUGAAAUUGAACAAAGAUGUAAACUAUUUUAUAAAUAGUACUUUGACUUGAGGAAUAAGGAGGAGGACCCUGUUGCAGUUUAUGUUUUGUUUUAAGCUCAAACAAUGAGAGAUCUCAAUCAACUAAGCAAAAGAUUGCAGAGAACUGUCAGAUCCUUAGGAAAUAUGGGGACUGCUGUUUCUUAAAUGGAAAUGAUUCAUUUAACUUCUCUAUGACGCCCACAUAAAAAUGUGACCACCCCUGACAGAAUUCUGAUACAUUUAUCUUAGAAGUGUGAUAUUAAUACAAGUCUAGGAUAGAGGAAGAAGAACAUUAUGUAGGUUUAAUUUUCCUGUAAUCUGUUCUGUCUCUUUCACACAUAACCAUGAGAAAGAUGCUGACUCCCUAAUAACAGUGGGGACAAUAAAAAGAACUUUUGGGCAGCGUGAGCAGUAGUAACACACAAAUGCUCUGUAUUUAUUUCCAACUGUCUGAUUAGCUUUUCAGAUUGCUCCAAAGCACAAUGUACUCUGAUUAAUCAAAUAUAAUUUUACGUUGAUUGCAUUGUUGGAAUUAUGCUGAGUAAACAAUGGGAAUGGUUCCACUCAUAAGCUGGGGAUGCUGAGGAGACUGGGGCUUAAUCAAAACUUGAACAGUAAAUGUUUUGUGUACUACCUCAUUUUUGUGCAUUACAAGCAUGGUGGAGUUGACACUCUGAACUUCCGUCCAGCAGAAUUGCUUGAGGGACAUUAUGGGUAGCUGGGUAACAGCGCAAGGAGUUUUAUGCCCCUGAAGAACAAAUCAGACAGUGAGGUCUUCUCAGUUGAGACUGAAAAAUAGGACAAUCUUUCUUAUAAAACAGAAACCAUUACUGUAAGAGGAUGGACUAUUUCUGCCAUCAUGUAAUGGAGUGAAAAGAGGUUCAAAGACUUAUUAGCUGUUUGUUUCUGUUGGAA